AUGACUACUAAAACCAAUUCACCCGCAAUCUUUUUCGUUAUUUUCUCUCUGGUGGUGCUAUUAUUCACCAUUUCGCCGUGCUUUUCUGACCCUGAUGCGCUACAAGACUUUUGUGUUGCUAAUCUAAAUGCUGCGACGUCCAUAAAUGGGUUCCCAUGUAAACUUGAAGCGGAUGUAUCAUCAAGUGACUUCUUCUUUAGUGGUUUGAUGAAUGAAGCGGACACCGACGGUAUUUUUGGCAUUGGCACAUCAACAGGUAAUGUUCGUUCCUUCCCUGGGUUAAACACCCUUGGACUUUCAACGAGUCGAGUCGACUUUGCACCUAAUGGAAGUAUCCCACUUCAUACACAUCCUCGAGCAUCCGAAACUGGAUUCGUCCUAAAGGGAGAAGUACUCGUUGGCUUCAUAAGCACUAAAAGUGUUCUUUACUCCAAAGUUCUGAAAGCUGGAGAGAUGUUUGUGGUACCUAAGGGACUUGUCCACUUUCAGAAAAACGUCGGGCUGGGGAAGGCCACUACUCUGAAUACUUUCAAUAGCCAUCUGGCUGGGACUGUCAUCCUUAGCACUAUCUUCAUUUCUAGCCCUGGCAUUCCUAAUGGUAUUUUGGCUCAGAACUUCCAAGUUGAUGAAACAGUUGUCGCUAGCAUCAAAUCCAAACUUGGUGCUCUCUAA
This is a messenger RNA of Papaver somniferum (opium poppy), 672 nucleotides long. Its product is annotated as germin-like protein subfamily T member 2. The coding region runs from base 1 to 672 and encodes 223 amino acids. Gene Ontology annotation, molecular function: manganese ion binding. The transcript has a single exon. Gene Ontology annotation, cellular component: cell wall. Lineage: Eukaryota; Viridiplantae; Streptophyta; Magnoliopsida; Ranunculales; Papaveraceae. The record is from RefSeq and is a predicted model, not a curated record.